Centruroides sculpturatus (bark scorpion) is the source of this 1429-nucleotide messenger RNA. RefSeq names its product ankyrin repeat and SOCS box protein 3-like. The transcript has 2 exons. Gene Ontology annotation, cellular component: ciliary inversin compartment. The coding region runs from base 161 to 1429 and encodes 422 amino acids. The record is from RefSeq and is a predicted model, not a curated record. Gene Ontology annotation, biological process: protein localization to ciliary inversin compartment. Gene Ontology annotation, molecular function: protein binding. Lineage: Eukaryota; Metazoa; Arthropoda; Arachnida; Scorpiones; Buthidae.
CGACUUCCCGUAACAGAAACUACUUCGAGGUUAAGUCCUAUUAAUGGGACAUGUUUCCCCGUUAUCGAAGAUUUACUACGUCACAGCUUUGUUUUCGAAUUUAACGAACUGCGCCGUUACGAAGCUUUGAUAUUUAGAGGCAAGAUGGCGAUCCACCAACAUGCCAUCAGUGCCCUGUUUACAAACGCUGCAGAGAGAGUUGGCAGACAGCAUCAUCCGAUGCGCAUCGCUGGACGAUAUCCGCAUUCUCUUGGCCUGUGGUGCAAAAGUGAACGAGCCGGUUACUCAAGGGCUUCGUCCUUUACACUACGCAGCUUAUCAACAAUACAAAGAAGCCGUUAAUUUAUUGCUGGUUAGAGGGAGCGACCCGGAUGCCAUGGACGAGGUCGGCUACACAGCUCUGCACCUCUGCGCGGAGCGAGGAUACAUCGACUUGAUUUACCUAUUGGUUAAACACGGAGCACGCGUGUGCUUUACGGAAAUGACUGCCGACGAAAAGAGCCUGGGCAAUCCUCCGCGCGUCAGUCUGGCAGACGAACCUCUCCGACUGGCAAUUAAGAAUAGCCAUUACGAAUGUGCCGAGAUGCUUCUAAAGAAUGGUGCAGAUCCCAACGCGCGCUAUUUCUUGGGUGCGGAGAUCAAUCUAAUUAGCCCCUUAAAUAUCAAAUUUUUGGAAUUGUUAUUGAGACACGGUGCCGAUCCCGAUUCACGCGACAGAUCCGGUCUGACUCCGCUGAUGAAGGCGUGCAGGCAUCCUCAGGGUCUUCAGGCUGCUAAAAUGCUGAUAGAUUACGGGGCGGAUGUUAAUGCCAUGACCCCCGAGAGACACGACAAUCGCACCGUACUUCACUAUGCCGUGUUGAGUGGCAACCUGGAAACGGUCAAGUUGGUACUUAGUCGGGGAGCACGAGUCAUCUUUCCCUCUGACUAUCAAAAACCGACACCGUUAGAUUUCGCCAUCCUCAGGGACAACGUGGAGAUGGUGAAGUUGCUCAUCGAUGCCGGAGCAGACGUAAACACGGGAUCGCCCAUAAUCGGUUGCCCUCUUCACAUAGCCCUCUCGGAAAAGGUGGAAAACAAGAAAGACAUCACGCGCCUAUUGCUGGAUAGCGGUGCGGAUCCGAACGCCAUCACCCUAUCGGAACAGGGUCCACUACUCAAACCACCCAUGGGAGAAUACUUCAAUUCCGUAGAUAAUCCCGAAGUAUAUCUCUUACGUCUUCUUCUCAGGUACGGUGCCCGCGUCGUGGUCAAACCUCAGCUACAACAUCCUCUUGGAAUCCUGAAAACACUCCAUCGCCUUCAUCCUCAUCAAGUACCCGACGUUCUGAGAGUGGUAUUGGAUGCUGCGGAAUCUUUCAGCAUACCAGCCAUACGUCGCUCUCUUAUACUUUCCGAAGAGNCAAAAGUGGAAACUACAACAAGUUAG